This is a messenger RNA of Nicotiana attenuata, 1486 nucleotides long. RefSeq names its product putative protein TPRXL. The record is from RefSeq and is a predicted model, not a curated record. Gene Ontology annotation, cellular component: CCR4-NOT complex. NCBI's taxonomy places the organism in Eukaryota, Viridiplantae, Streptophyta, Magnoliopsida, Solanales, Solanaceae. Gene Ontology annotation, biological process: protein ubiquitination. The transcript has 3 exons. Gene Ontology annotation, molecular function: ubiquitin-protein transferase activity. The coding region runs from base 193 to 1215 and encodes 340 amino acids.
UUUCUCAGACGAAAAAGAUCUGAGCGAAGCAGAGACAGAAGUUUCCGUUAUCCGUUUCUCUUUCACUCACCACAGGCUUUCUUUCUCCCUCCGUAUCUAUCUCUUUCUCUCUCUAAAUUCUUGAGAUACUCUUCUCACAAUUUUAGGGUUUUUGAUCCCUUUCCAAUCAAUUACUGGUUUGACUCAUCAACAAUGGGUUCCGAUUCAAUCCUCAGCGGUUCGAUCGCUAUUGUUUCCUCUAACCCCAAAGAUUUUGCCAAGAAAAAAAGGGCAAAUCGGUCGGCUAAGUUGAAGCAGUGCAAGCUUGAUGCUCGACGCGAGCAGUGGCUUUCACAAGUGAAGAACAAAGGCUUGAAGGAGGAACCAAAUGCUGGAGGUACACAUAGUCCAGCAAAGAAUGUUGAGAGCGAGAGGAGACGAUUGAUUGAGAAGUUGCAGAUAAAGCCGAGAGGCGAAGAGGACAAUGAAGGAUCAUCAAACCACUACAGCGAUUCUGAUUCGCCUACAAGCCACACCAGUAGUGUUUUGGGAGGAAAUGAUUCUGGGACUAAUUUCACCGGGAGCAGCAGCAGUAGCAGUAGUUGUACCAGCAGUAGUAGUGGUGGAUGUUUUUCAGGGAGUAUGAGCGAGGAAGAUGACGAAUGCUUGGAUGAUUGGGAGGCUGUUGCUGAUGCUCUGGCUGCCACUGAUCACAAACAGGAGCAGCAUAAUCCCAGCUUGGAUUCACAUUGUGAAAGGGAUGAUAAUGUUGCGCAUAUGAGUUCUAGGCAAGAGACUUCUAACAGGAAGGUUUCAGAGUCUAGUGACAGAGGAUUGGCACCUAGACCUCCUCUCAGUUGCCAGGCAUGGAGGCCUGACGAUACCUUCCGUCCACCGAGUCUGCCAACCUUGUCGAAGCUGUAUAGUUUUCCUAUGAAUUCUGAGCGGCAUUGUAGGGGAGGCUCUGUAUGGGGAUGUAAAAGUUUAUCCUCCAUACCCACGUCAUGUCCUAUAUGCUGUGAAGAUUUGGAUUUUACAGACACAAGUUUUCUCCCUUGUUCAUGUGGGUUUAGGCUUUGUCUCUUUUGUCACAAGAGGAUUCUUGAGGAGGAUGGGCGUUGCCCCGGAUGCAGGAAGCAGUAUGUUCAGGAUCCAGUUGAGCGAGAGGCUACCAUAGAUGGAGGCAGUCUGACAGUUCGAUUGACUCGUUCUUGUAGCAUGAUAUCAAGGUCCUAGGAAGAUUCUGUUUUUCCGUGAAUGUCUAUGUUGGGUCCUUUUCUGUCUCUGCGUGAUAUGUGAGUGUUCUAGCUCUUAGCAGACUGAGACUCAAGAUUUUCCGUAGCUAUAGAUGUUGAUAUAGGUGAUUCUGAAAGCAUGGGAAAAUAGUUCUGGUUCUCUUAUGAUUUUUUGCAUUAUAGAUGUGGUGCUUGUGCUGAUGUAGAACACUCAUUAUGUGAAUAAAUAAGGUGGUAUAGAAGUUAAAUAAAUCAAGCUUUUACCUUUAUCA